Molecule: messenger RNA, 651 nt
Organism: Panicum hallii
Lineage: Eukaryota; Viridiplantae; Streptophyta; Magnoliopsida; Poales; Poaceae
Exons: 2
Coding region: 1-651 (216 amino acids)
Source: RefSeq, a predicted model, not a curated record
AUGGCGCUGAGCUCCACCUCCUCCGAUGACUCCAACCCCUUCGCUACAGAAUCUGUGGCCAUCUCGGCGGCGACAUUACAACUGAUCAACAUCAAGUCUCACGUUCCCGUGACUCUUGAUCUCGGUGACUCCAACUUUGGCACCUGGCGCACCUUCUUCAACAUCGCGUUCCGCAAGUUCGGCCUCGUGGAUCACGUCGAUGGCACAAUUGACGCCCGCGCCAUGCUCGCCGACGCCGAGUGGACGCAGAUCGACACCUGCAUAGUCUCCUGGCUCAACACCACCCUCUCCUAUGACAUCCUCUCGGCGGUCAUCCAGCCCAACGACAACGCCUACGCCACCUGGACCGCCAUCGGCUCCCAGUUCCUCGACAACAUCGUACAGUGCACUGUCCAAGCGCGGCAGGCAUUCCACGCCCUUAGCCAGGGCGACAUGACGGUGACUGAGUACUGCGGAAAGAUCAAGACCCUGGCGGACACGCUACACGACGUCGGCUCUCCUCUGACCGACCAGGAGCUCGUCAUCAACCUCUUGAGCGGGAUGAAUGACAAGUUCGCCCACUGCAUCCCCACCAUCUUGGCUUCGCGGCCGCCCAUGACGUUUCUUCAAGCGUGGUCCUUUCUCCUCCUAGAGGGGGUGGUGAUCGGGUGA